AUGACGCGCAGAGCCCUUUGGCAGAUAUGUCUGAGCAUUGCAGUCAUCUGCAGUGCCACGAUCGCCCUGCUGUUCUGGACGGACGUGCCGCUGAAGACCAUCGGAUUUCCUGGAAAACAACACAAUGACGAAAAAAAGAAUCCGACUUCAAAAUACUAUUCAUUCAGAACAUAUUCAGCAUUCGGUACAUCGAUCAACGACACCACCUCCAAAUCUGCCACGCGAGAGCAGCUCUGCGAGCAUUUCCCGAAGGCGUUGCUCCGCGACAUCCAGCCAGUCUUAAAGGUUGGCCAUGGAGUCGUCCAGACUCGCGCGCGGAAUUCCCUCAAUAGUUGCUCCGCCUGCAUUGAUGACCUGCUGAUAUUCUCCGACUUCGACGAAGAGCUGGAAGGACGGCCAAUCAUCAACGUCAUUUCAGAUCUUCCCGCCGAGCAUCAGGAGCAAGAACAGCUCAUUCCCUGGAAAGCUAUGAAUGGCCUUCCAGUGAACGGCUCUAUGAUGGACCCGGAGAUAACCGGCAGACAAGGGUGGGAGCUGGACAAGUUCAAGUUCUUGCUAAGUAUCAGCCGCGCAUGGCGCAUGCGGCCCGAGAAGAGGUGGUACGUCUUCUAUGAAGGCGACACCUUCGUCGUCUGGGACAACGUAUUUCGAUGGCUGGCGAACUUCGACCCAGACACACCGCAAUAUUUUGGAAGCCCAUCUCCAGGACGCGAGGACAAGGGUGAGCGGGUAUGGUUUGCAAAUGGUGGGCCAGGCUACAUCAUUAGCCGAGCAGCUAUGAGGAGACUCGUGAAGAAUGACUUCGACAAGACGACCGGCGAGUAUUUGGGAAGCAAAUUUACCGAGAAUCAUUGGGGAGAUGUGCUUACAGACUGCUGCGGAGAUUCUGUGCUUGGCUGGGCUCUUUGGCAAGAGCAAGUCAGGAUUAGUGGCGUGUGGCCAUCCAUGAACCCACAUCCGCUCCACGGCGUUCCUUUCUCAGAUCAGCAUUGGUGUCAGCCUGUGAUGAGCAUGCACAAAGUGCAUGAGAAGGAUAUGGUGGAUUUGUGGCGGUGGGAAUGGGCACAUCGCGAUUUCAAGCGCCCUUUCCUAUACCGUGAUCUCGCAUUAUCCUAUCUCAACCUCACCACCAUGCAACGACGAAACAACUGGGACAACGCCGCCUGGGAUGGCUUCGACGCACCCGCCGAUGCACCACACGUCUCUGCCGACUCUUGCGAAUCAGCAUGUAACAGUCAUGGAGGCUGCUUUCAGUGGACUUAUCACCGUCGGCGUUGCACUUUUGUACGAUCGUUCCGCCUCGGAGAUGCAAAGGAGCCGACCACGCCAGAGCCGGAGACGGAUGGUGAAUGGACGGCCGAAGACCAGCAAUUCAUCGCCGGAUGGGACACCAAGUCUAUUGCGAAGUGGGCGGAUGAGCGGCCGUGCAAGGAGAUUCAGUGGCUGAGGCCUAGUAUCUCGAGGAUUAUAUGA
This is a messenger RNA of Zymoseptoria tritici IPO323, 1473 nucleotides long. It is a transcript of the gene GTR, whose product is annotated as glucosaminyltransferase. Bases 1 to 1473 code for a protein of 490 amino acids. The record is from RefSeq and is a predicted model, not a curated record. The transcript has 2 exons. Lineage: Eukaryota; Fungi; Ascomycota; Dothideomycetes; Mycosphaerellales; Mycosphaerellaceae. Gene Ontology annotation, cellular component: membrane. Gene Ontology annotation, molecular function: glycosyltransferase activity.